GCUAAAAUGAACAGGUAUGGGCACAGCACUCCUCUACUCCAUUUCUGCUUAUUUUUCUUCUUGUUAUCUUCUGUGGUCUUCUCUGAAUUACCCUCAAACCAAAAAACCACCAUGAUCAGUCUUUCUAAGGCCAUCAUGAAUAACACAGCUUUAAUAUGGGAUGUGACCAAAGACCCAUGUUCAUGGAGAGGAGUUACGUGCGGCCCCUCUGGGAAUUCUUCCAUUACCGAAAUCUCUUUAUCAGGGGUUUUCCUCUCCUCCUCAGAUUUUCUACCUCUUCUUUGCCAGAUAGAUUCUUUGGUGAGUCUUGACCUCUCCGACAACCAUCUGACCUCAAUCCCAGAUAAGUUUAUCACAGAUUGUGGUGCGAUUGGAGGGCUGCAGCUCUUGAAUAUUAGCAGAAACUGGUUAGGUGGUACUCUGCCUACGUUUAAUGGUUUUGUUGGGUUGAAGUUCUUGGACUUAUCUUUCAAUUUCUUGAGUGGAAGCAUAAGUUUACAGUUUGAAGGAUUGGUUGCCCUCAAAAGUUUGAAUCUUAGUUUCAACCUUUUCAAUGGCCUCAUUCCAACCAACCUUGGGAAAGCCAUGGCUAUGGAGCAGCUUCAGCUCUCAAAGAAUUUAUUUGAAGGUGGAAUCCCUGAUCAAAUGAUCGAUUACCUGAAUUUGACUCUGGUUGACCUGAAUCAAAAUAAGCUUUCUGGCCCUGUUCCUGUUAGAAUUGGAGACCUGUCUAAGUUGGAAGUUUUGAUUUUAUCUACCAAUUACUUGAGCGGGAAAAUCCCAGAAACCCUUUCAAGUAUCAGAAGCCUUUCACGUUUUGCAGCCCAUCAGAACAAUUUUGAAGGUACUAUUCCUAGUGGACUUACAACAUUCCUCAGGAACUUGGACCUUAGUUAUAAUAAGUUAAGUGGGUUGAUUCCUUCAGAUAUGUUGUCACCAUCAAAUUUGCAGACUGUAGAUUUGUCUUAUAAUUUGUUAACGGGGCCGAUACCUUCAAACACAUCUCCAAGCAUGGUGAGGUUGAGAUUGGGGAGCAAUUCGCUUAAUGGGACAAUCCCUACUGCAACAUUUGGAAAACUUGAGAAAUUGAUGUACUUGGAGCUGGAAAACAAUAGCUUGACUGGGUUGGUACCUCCAGAUUUGGGUUCUUGCCAGAAUUUGAUGUUGCUGAAUUUGGGAGGGAAUAAACUGAAUGGUGCAUUGCCGGGACAGUUGGGUGGACUUAGCCAACUUCAAGUUAUGAAGCUUCAGUCGAACAAGCUGGUUGGAGAAAUCCCAUUUGAAAUUACCCAGCUACAGAAAUUAUUAAUAUUGAAUAUGAGCUCGAAUUCGCUGAAUGGUUCGAUACCCUCCACGAUUUCGAGCUUGCGAGGCCUCGCGAACCUGAAUUUACAAGGUAACAAUCUCAGUGGUUCAAUACCCUACACUAUUGCCAGCAUGGAUUCUCUGUUAGAACUCCAGCUUGGAGGAAACCAACUCAGCGGUUUCAUUCCAAGGAUGCCAGUAAAGCUGCAGAUUGUUUUAAAUCUCAGCACCAACCUCCUUGCAGGGAAAAUUCCAGAAAGUCUUUUACAACUUACUGGAUUAGAAGUUUUGGAUCUCUCAAACAAUAAAUUGUCAGGAGAGAUACCAUCACAUCUGACUCAAAUGGCAGCCUUGACAAAGUUGCUCCUUUCGAACAACCAGCUCUCUGGAAUUAUUCCAAAGUUAAGUCCAUGGCUUACGUUUGAUGCAAAUGGAAAUAAGGAUCUUAUUAACGCUACAACACCAAACACUUCACCAAAAUCAGGCAAGAAGGGAAAAUCAGUUACAACAGCUUCGGUUAUUGGGUUCGCUGCAGUUGGGGUAGUCAUUGGCAUUGCUAUAUCAUACAAUUUUUACAAGAUCAAGUUUUAUGUAGCCGUCGUCAAAUACCAUGGAAUCACGGCAGCGAUUAGAACCUGCCUUUGGCGAAGCAAAAGCAACGUUAUUUAGGGUCCGAAAUCGUAUACCAAACGAACCCUUAGAUUUUGUCAUAUAUCAUUUUCGCAGCUUGCCUGGAUAAUCUUAUAUAAGUGAAGCAUGCUUUCUAUUGAGA
Corylus avellana is the source of this 2077-nucleotide messenger RNA. RefSeq lists its product as uncharacterized. The record is from RefSeq and is a predicted model, not a curated record. NCBI's taxonomy places the organism in Eukaryota, Viridiplantae, Streptophyta, Magnoliopsida, Fagales, Betulaceae. Gene Ontology annotation, molecular function: protein binding.